Messenger RNA from Phaethon lepturus (White-tailed tropicbird), 1108 nucleotides. RefSeq names its product regulator of G-protein signaling 3-like. Gene Ontology annotation, molecular function: protein binding. The transcript is spliced from 9 exons. The annotation marks the transcript as partial. Gene Ontology annotation, biological process: signal transduction. The record is from RefSeq and is a predicted model, not a curated record. NCBI's taxonomy places the organism in Eukaryota, Metazoa, Chordata, Aves, Phaethontiformes, Phaethontidae. Gene Ontology annotation, cellular component: nucleus; plasma membrane.
CGGCUGCUUCGGCGACUGCGUUUUCAUGGGCUAACAGCGAGUUUAGGGUUUUCCAGCCAUGAACCGCUUCAAUGGACUCUGCAAGGUGUGCUCGGAGCGGAGAUACAGACAGAUUACAAUCCCUCGAGGAAGCGAUGGGUUUGGCUUCACAAUCUGCUGUGACUCCCCAGUCCGUGUGCAGGCAGUGGACUCCGGUGGCCCAGCGGAAAAGGCUGGUCUGCAGCAGCUCGACACGGUGCUGCAGCUGAACGAGCAGCCCGUGGAGCACUGGAAAUGUGUAGAGCUGGCACACGAAAUCCGGAACUGUCCCACUGAGAUCAUACUAUUGGUCUGGAGGCUCGUCCCGCAGGUCAAGUCAGGACCUGAAGGCAUGAUCCGCAGAUCGUCCUGCAAAUCUGCCUAUGACCUCCAGUCACCACCCAACAAACGGGAAAAGAACAGCACCAUGCCUCCGCGGCCCGAGCAGCGCCGGAGCUGCCACAUACUGUAUGAUGGGAGUGAUGGGCUGGUGCUGAACAGCUGGGAGAGGUACACGGAGAUUGGCAAGCAGAACCAGAACACCAUGCCACCCCUGUCCCGAGUCCCCUCCACUGCGGACCAGAACUACAUCAUCUUAGCGCCUUUGAAGCCAGGGAGCCAGCUGCUGAGGCCUGUCUAUCAAGAGAACAACACUACUGUGGGAAAUGCGUGUAAAGGGAAAUCGCACAUGGGGUCUGGGAGAAAAUCCAGGCUGAUGAAGACUGUGCAGACGGUGAAGAGCUACGGGAACUACCAGAACUGCACCAUAGUGAGGCCACACAUCCCGCACUCCAGCUACGGCACGUAUGUGACGCUGGCUCCCAAAGUGCUGGUGUUCCCUGUCUUUGUGCAGCCCCUAGAUCUUUGCAACCCAGCCCGGACUCUGCUGCUGUCAGAGGAGCUGCUUCUUCAUGAGAGCAGAAGCAGGACUAUCCAGGUGACCCUCUUCGUCUACUCCGACCUGCUGCUCUUCACCAAGGAGGACGAGCCUGGGCGCUGCAAUGUGCUGAGGAACCCUCUCUACCUGCAGAGCGUCAAGCUCCAGGAGGGUUCAGAAGAUCGGAAAUUCUGCAUCCUUUACCUUGCAGAG